GUUACCGUCUCUGUGGUGCAGGGCCCUCCGCAUCUCGUCCUGUCGGUGGGUCAGACCGCGCAGAUGUCCUGUAACAUUACACGUGCCGGAAACAUAAAGAUUCUACAUCAUUACUGGCAUAUAAAUACAUCCGAAUAUUCCACUGCGCUGGUCAAUAGUUCAAGAGUCACCGUUAUGCCCAGCUCUCUGGUCAUCUCCCCAGUCACCACCAACGACACCGGGCGCUAUAUCUGCUCCUGCCGGGACUCCGAUCUAAACCUGUAUGAAGGAAAUGGGACACAUCUGCUGGUCAGAGUUCCCGCAGGACAGACCACAGCCGCAGUUCAUCCCCAUCAUCCUCACCAUCAUCAUCAUCGCCAUUACCUGUAUCUACUGCUCAUCCCACUGUUGAUCUCUGUCCUUCUUCUCUGCUGGAAAUACUCACCCAGAAAAGGACGCAGGACACCGGAGACGUCUCCUGAUGUGAGAGGGGAGAGCGACAGACAGGAGGGCAGUGACACAGAUCUGCACUAUUCCACCAUAUUCCCUCAGCCAGGCGGUGUACGCACAAUGCAGGAGGCGUCCCGGAAGAGGAGGGCAGAGGAGGUGGAAUAUUCUCCUGUGAGGAUUGUAAUGUCUGCUCGGCCCACCGCAGCUGCACAGCGCCAGGCCAACAUGGACGAUGCCAAUAUAUGUUACGCCACUCUAACAAUGCACGCAGAACAUUAACCAUCAUUAGAGGAAACCAUCUUAUGGUAACUGGCGAGGUGUAUUUUCCUGCAGAUAAUAAUACACAUACCCACGCUUGGCGGUGGAUUGCCACCCUGCAUCAAUAAAGCAAGUGGCUUGUGUAUAGGCUACUGACAGGACUGGGACUCAGACUCACUGACAGGAUGGACAGGGACACCGGCAGGACUGAGGGACAGGCACACUGACAGUGUUGGGAGACAGGAACACAAGACAGGGAUACACUGACAGUGCUGAGAGACAGACUCACAGGACAGGGAUACACUGACAGUGCUGAGAGACAGACUCACAGGACAGACACACUGACAGUGCUGGGAGACAGACUCACAGGACAGAGAGACACACUGACAGUGCUGGGAGGCAGUAUCACAGGGCAGACACACUGACAGUGCUGGGAGACAGGAUCACAGGACAGAGAGACGCACUGACAGUGCUGGGAGACAGUCUCACAGGACAGACACACUGACAGUGCUGGGAGGCAGGAACACAGGACAGACACAUUGACAGUGCUGGGAGACACUCACAGGACAGAGACACACUGACAGUGCUGGGAGACAGGCUCACAGGACAGACACACUGACAGUGCUGGGAGACAGGCUCACAGGACAGACACACUGACAGUGCUGGGAGACAGGAACACAGGGCAGACACACUGACAGUGCUGGGAGACAGACUCACAGGACAGACACACUGACAGUGCUGGGAGGCAGGAACACAGGACAGACACUGACAGUGCUGGGAGACACUCACAGGACAGAGACACACUGACAGUGCUGGGAGACAGGCUCACAGGACAGACACACUGAUAGUGCUGGGAUACAGGAACACAGGGAAGACCCACUGACAGUGCUGGGAGACAGACUCACAGGACAGACACACUGACAGUGCUGAGAGACAGACUCACCAGACAGACACCCUGACAGUGCUGAGAGACAGACUCACAGGACAGACACACUGACAGUGCUGGUAAACAGACUCACAGGGCAGACACACUGCCAGUGCUGGGAGACAGACUCACAGGACAGAGAGACACAUUGACAGUGCUGGGAGACACUCACAGGACAGAGACCCACUGACAGUGCUGGGAGACAGACUCACAGGACAGACACACUGACAGUGCUGAGAGACAGACUCACCGGACAGACACCCUGACAGUGCUGAGAGACAGACUCACAGGACAGACACACUGACAGUGCUGGUAAACAGACUCACAGGGCAGACACACUGCCAGUGCUGGGAGACAGGCUCAUGGGACAGAGAGACACAUUGACAGUGCUGGGAGACACUCACAGGACAGAGACACACUGACAGUGCUGGGAGACAGGCUCACAGGACAGACACACUGACAGUGCUGGGAGACAGGAACAUAGGGAAGACACACUGACAGUGCUGGGAGACAGACUCACAGGACAGACACACUGACAGUGCUGAGAGACAGACUCACAGGACAGACACACUGACAGUGCUGGGAGACAGACUCACAGGGCAGACACACUGACAGUGCUGGGAGACAGACUCACAGGACAGAGAGACACACUGACAGUGCUGGGAGACAGGCUCACAGGACAGAGAGACACACUGACAGUGCUGGGAGACAGACUCAUGGGACAGAGAGACACACUGACAGUGCUGGGAGACAGGCUCACAGGACAGAGAUACACACUGACAGUGCUGGGAGACAGACUCACAGGACAGAGAGACACACUGACAGUGCUGGGUGACAGACUCACAGGACAGACACACUGACAGUGCUGGGAGACAGACUCACAGGACAGAGAGACACACUGACAGUGCUGGGUGUCAGACUCACAGGACAGACACACUGACAGUGCUGGGUGACAUGCUCACAGGACAGAGAGACACACUGACAGUGCUGGGAGACAGGCUCAAAGGACAGAGAGACACACUGACGGUGCUGGGAGACAGACUCACAGGACAGAGAGAAACACUGACAGGGGUUCACU
Pseudophryne corroboree (corroboree frog) is the source of this 2690-nucleotide messenger RNA. RefSeq lists its product as uncharacterized. The transcript is spliced from 4 exons. The coding region runs from base 64 to 708 and encodes 214 amino acids. NCBI's taxonomy places the organism in Eukaryota, Metazoa, Chordata, Amphibia, Anura, Myobatrachidae. The record is from RefSeq and is a predicted model, not a curated record.